AUGCUUGUUUAUGGUGUCAUCAUCGCAAAGUCCGGUGCGAUGCGUCUAUUCUUGGCGCACCAUGCACUCGGUGUCGACAAUACGGUCGGAAGAAUUGCAUCCUUCGGCCUUAGCACCCCAAACAUGACAAUUUUCCAAGCCCACCGUCGUGAUCCUCUUGUGUUUCAUAUUGUGAAUAUGGAGUUCUGGAUUGAAUUCAGUUGCUGUCUCUCCCCGCAGAAGACGUGGCGUUUCUGA
Penicillium soppii is the source of this 237-nucleotide messenger RNA. RefSeq lists its product as uncharacterized. The transcript is spliced from 2 exons. The record is from RefSeq and is a predicted model, not a curated record. Lineage: Eukaryota; Fungi; Ascomycota; Eurotiomycetes; Eurotiales; Aspergillaceae. Bases 1 to 237 code for a protein of 78 amino acids.